UGCGAGUCGCACCAGGUGUCGGACCCACGGAGAGGAUAUUUACCGUAAGCGCACUAGUGAGCCACCGAGUGAACCGUCUGCCGACCGGUGUUUGCCUACUUUCUUCGCACUCAAAGACUGUUAGGAAAGAAAAAAAUAAUUGAAAUCACCAACGAACUCGAACCAAAGUUUUGUCCUGCGAGCUUAACCUCGGAAGAAGAAAGAACCUGACGUGUGGGUGUCGGAGAACCGUUCAACCCUCCUUGAAAGGUAUGCUCACCUUAUGCUCACGGCCUAAUUGACGCCAACCGACAAGAAUAAGCAGUCAGCAGCGCACCAUGUCAGGUCAUGGCAAAUUGGAGCCCUGCCGUUAGCAUGCAGUACCUGGAGAUGCAGCCCUACAUGGUCGAGCCCACCUACGCCUACCUCCAACCAAGGCCGGCGAUGAUGGUGGGCUCGGUCAGCAGGGGCACCUACCAGAAAAGUAAGAAGUCGUGGCUGCGGCUGACCAAGGAGAAGCACCAGAGGAGCCAACACGUCAACGUCGUCCAACAACACCCGCAGAUCCACCCGGCUGCUCUUCUGCACAGGGACUACCUCCAGGAAUAUCGUGAGAAAUUCGGACCCCUGGCGCCGGACCACCUCGACCCAUGGAACUCGCCCCUGCGGCAGUACGUGCACCCGGCCGUGGUCGCGGCCGCCUCGCCGGCCGCACCGGCCAUCACCGAGUACAGCACCAACAUCUGCGCGUGUCCAGGGACCAAGAAAAUGGGCAAGGUGUGCAAGACGUGCGGCCAGCGGGCGGCCAAGGGCACUGUGCGCGGCGGCACCAUCACCAGGGGCGCCACCAAGGUGCGGCCGGCGCUGCCCCUGCCGCCCGCCCCCACCAUCAAACCCAUGCGCCUCCGACCCACGCCGACCACCCCGUCCGACGAGGAGGAAAACACCAACAACCCUGACGUCGACCCCUACGACAUGGUGCGCAGGUCGCGACUCGCCUACAAGGAACAGAAUUCUGGACGAGCCCGUUCGAAAAGUUUUUCACCAACCCGGGCGCGAUUGGCUGAGCGUCUGCGAGUGGCGGAUGAGUGGGUGUCCACGUCGGACACUUCGGACGCAGCGAGCAGUGGCGACGAGCGCGGAGAGCCGGAAGGAGCGCCCGAGCCGCGGCGGUCGAUCCUCGAGUGUGACGUCAGCGCGUACGAGCUGAUCGGCAAGUACCUGAAGCACUCGGAGAGCGACGAGUUGGACGACAACGCCGUGGCCGCCGCCCAGGCCGAGCCGCCGCCGCCGACGGUCCCAGCCGCCCCCGAGCUGCCGCGCACCAACAGUUUGCCGUCGCUCGUCGAGAAACUGCCGACCCCGAAACCGCCGCCGCGCAGGAGGCGUCUCAAGAAGGUCUCCAUCAAGUCCAUCCUGAAGAAGACCUCGGUUUCGUCCGAGGAGGGAUACGGAACUCUAGGGCCCUCGGGACUGCACUUCCCGACGUACCAGGAGUUCAAGCAGCGCAAGAAGCAAGUGCAGUUCAAGUCGGACGAGCUGCGAAAAUGUCAGCAAGAGAAACCGGGCACGGGUGGCAAUGACCUUGGCCCGGGGCGCGCUGCUCAGGUGGGUUUCUCUGGAGCCGCCGUCGAAGUCGCUGCCGCCGCCGCCGCCGCGGCCGCCGAUGAGAGUGAAAGGCCGGCUCAGUCGCAGCAGGACUGUGCUCAAGACAACAAGCAGCACCCACACGAGCAACUCGCUUCGGACACUUCGGACAAGGAGGACGUUCCGAAGGACUCGGACGAGGAGAACAAAUAUGAGGAUUGCAAGCCCGCAGAAGCGGCGCCAGUGGCUCCAGGCCGUGGAGUUCGCAGCAGCUCGAGUCGGCGCCGCGAGGGUGGCUCAAUAGUGCACGUGCGCGGUGACCACCACAACCUCUUCCUAGACACGAUGCGCCUGCGCGUAUCGCACCGGCGCGCCGAUUCGCGCCAAGUCUUCGCUGCGCAGCCGGUCUCGCGCAUGCUCAGUCCGCCGAGGCCGCGAGAGCCGCCUCCGCCGCCCCCGGCCGCCUCCCCCACCAAGGGCGAGGUGGUGGUGGUGGGCAGCCCUGUGGCCGGACGCACCGUCGUCACGGUCAACAACCAGGACCACCUGACCCUGCGGAUCAACGUGGGUGGAGGCUCCGAGGACGCCAACACCACCAUAGUCACCCUCAAUGGGGACGUCAACGACAACUACUCAGGCUCGACGGUGCCCCAUAUUUGCACCAAGAUGGGCGAGGUCACAGUCGGAGACUGUUCCAUAGUGCAAAAGGUGGAGAAUACGCGGCGGAGUCGAGUGUCAACCGAGGCGCCGUACGUUUCAAUCAGGGUGAAUCAGCCUGAGGAAGAACCUUACGUCAGUGUUGUCUGCAGUGAGAGCGGCAAAGAUGAGCCUUCCAUCACCGACGAUGAGGCCUCUAACGGCAGCAGUAAAGUUUACGUCACUGUGGAGGACGAGGACGAAGAGUUUGACGACGAGGAGAUCGAGGACCACUACGAGAUGAUCAGGGACCCAAUUUACGAGGAAAUUUCGGUGCCGCCGCCGGCAGCCAGGUCGAUUUUCGAGGGAGCCUCCAAGUACGACAUUCUGCAGUACUUGGCAGGCGCCAAGGAGAGAGGUCUGCACUGCCCGCCGGUGCUUGACCUGCCCGCCCUCAGAAACUCCAUCUCCGCCCCAAUGGAGCUCGCCAGCCACGUGAGCGACUCGAGUGAAGACUCGCACCCGCCGCUUCGUUCGUCCCCUACUAAGAGCCGGAGAAGCUCUGCGGAGAUUGAGCGGAACGAUUCUGGGGUCGGCUCGGAAACGAGCCAGAGCAGCCGAAGUCGAUGGCUGUUGCAACGAAGAACCAACCCUGACCAGGGUGACCUGCUUUGUGAAGACUGCGAACAAACCGUUGAGCCUCAAGUCACAGACAGUGGCGUUGUUUACGCACCGCUGGUCUGCCGAAAGUGCGGCAAGAGACGGUCGGAGAGGCGUGAAAUUAUAACUGAGCUUUUGGAGACGGAAGUCAAGUAUGGAAGGGAUUUGCAAAUCAUGAUGGAGGAGUUCUACAGACCUAUGCUGGUGGCCGGUUUGCUGACUCAGGAGCAACUCGAUGCAAUUUUCCUUAAUGUUCCGGACUUGCUCGAAAUGAGCAAGCAACUGGCUGAAAGACUGCAAGACGCUGUGGAUAUCGCUCUGGACCAGGGAGAUGAGGAUUUGUUGACCGUUAACGUGGGCAGACAAUUUAUCAGCUGCACGCAAAUGCUGAACGCCUUCGAAAGCUAUUGCAUCAGACAGGGCGGCGCAUCUUUGCUGCUUGCAAGUUUAGAAAAGGAGAAGGAACUUUUGAAGAUUUUCCUACGAGUGUCACAAAUGGAAAACGCCGUCCUGAGGAGGAUGAAUCUGAACUCCUUCUUGAUGGUGCCCGUGCAGAGGGUGACAAAGUACCCCUUGCUGCUGUCAAGACUGUAUAAAACCACCCCUCCUCACCACGAAGCCAGGGAGCUUCUCAAGCAGGCCCAGCAGAAAAUCGAGGCGCACCUCGAACACAUGAACGCGGAGGCAAAGGAAAUAAGCAGUACUAAAUUGUGGCGCCGAAUCUCGAUCAUAAACGUGCCAGGGCGGAGGAGCAACUCUGAGGCCGAUCUGAACAUCAAGCUGAGGAAACUGGCCCUCGACGUGCUCGGCUGGAAUCCUGAAAUCACGCAUUUUGUGAUGGAAGGCCGAUUGCUUUUCACGCAGCCCACGGACAGCAACUGGCGCAAAGGGCGCACAAUCAAGCUCAGUCACUUGAACGUCCUGCUGGUCACCCUUGGAAAGCCCAAUGCAAACUACAAACCGGAAUCUCAGGAAAGCGGAGAACUGACUUUCCCGAAAGCUACGGGAAUCCAAGAGGCGUGUUUGCUGCUGCUGAAAGACAAGGCUGGAAGAUGCACUAUGCUCAGGGAGCCUUUGUCGUUGGACAAGUGCAUAGUGUGCACCGAGGUGCCGGACGUCGACGACUGCUUCGAGGUGCAGGAAAUCGCGACGAGGGACACGUUCAUUUUCAAGUCUGAAAACAAGACCAAAGAAUGGGUGCAGGCGCUGCAGUACCACGCGCAGAGCCUUGGGGGCUGGCGGCGGCGACGCAACGCACUCGCCAACAUCAUGAUGAACGGAAUGGUCCCGAGGAGCUGAUCGCAAAAUCUCUCACCACACGUGCUUUCUCCUAAACACUUCCCGUCGUGAUUUUCAAAAUUUUGAAAAAUAUAUUUAAAAAAAAAAAUGCUACAAAAUUUUUGCUAAAAACCUAUGCUGUGAUGCACAUAUACAAUAAAAAGUUAUAUAUCAGAGAGCAAGAAAUAAUAUAUUACAGAGAGCUUUUGCAAGAAUUUUAAUUCUCUUCAAUUUUUGGCGAUUUUUGCUUUCAUUUUUGGAGCGGAUGAACUACAUUUUUCUUUUAGUUUGAAGAAGCGAUAUGUUUUAUUUUUUUCCAAAGGUUUCCUUUCGGAGAGAGCAGACGAUCAAGUUAACUAGUCUAGGUUAACAAAUAUACAGCCCUGUGUUUGUAAAUAAAGCAUAAAAAUAUUGUAGUACGUCAUUAUUUUCAACCCAAUUCAAGUGUAGCUUAUGAUUAAUUCAAUAAACUAAUUAUUAUAUUAUUAUUGAAGA
This is a messenger RNA of Neocloeon triangulifer, 4635 nucleotides long. RefSeq lists its product as uncharacterized. The record is from RefSeq and is a predicted model, not a curated record. Gene Ontology annotation, biological process: positive regulation of Rho protein signal transduction. Gene Ontology annotation, molecular function: guanyl-nucleotide exchange factor activity. The transcript is spliced from 17 exons. The coding region runs from base 328 to 4161 and encodes 1277 amino acids. Lineage: Eukaryota; Metazoa; Arthropoda; Insecta; Ephemeroptera; Baetidae.